Messenger RNA from Ceratina calcarata, 4987 nucleotides. RefSeq names its product nuclear pore complex protein Nup214 (gene Nup214). Gene Ontology annotation, molecular function: protein binding; structural constituent of nuclear pore. The coding region runs from base 95 to 4759 and encodes 1554 amino acids. Gene Ontology annotation, cellular component: nuclear pore. The transcript is spliced from 5 exons. Gene Ontology annotation, biological process: RNA export from nucleus; protein import into nucleus. The record is from RefSeq and is a predicted model, not a curated record. Lineage: Eukaryota; Metazoa; Arthropoda; Insecta; Hymenoptera; Apidae.
GUUGAAUUUAAAUCUGACCUGGCAAAGCCUCUGGCAAAUUGAUUUUCUCGGAUUUAUUUAUAUGAAGAGAACGACGACGGUAGAAUAAUUAAAUAUGAAAACUGCACCUGAACCGAGAGACAUCCAGGAAUUUCAGUUUAAGCAGUCGUACACUUGCCACGUUCUAGAUGCAUUCGCGUCUGUACCAGCUGCGUGCAGCUUGCUGGCUGCCGACAGGAAAAGGGGACUGUUAUACGCGGCUCAGCACAAUAAAAUAAUUGUUUUGAAGCCAGAAGAGAACAAAGAUCCCAAAUGGAAACUAGAAUUAAACGUACCGGUGGCCGUGUCAAAAUUAAUGCUUAAUUGUGACUGUACUUAUUUGGCUGUGGCACCAUGCGGACCUCUCGUAUUAAUUUACGACGCUCAGGCACUCGCAAGAAGCAGCUUGCAAUUACUGUAUGAAAUCAGGAUAUCUACGUCGGACGCGAACGUGUUCGUGAACGAUCUGAGAUGGAAUCCUACUGUACCAGGAAUGCUGUGUACAGUAGCCAGCGAUUACACGCUUGGUAGUUUCAAGAUAAAAGAGAAGAAAGAGAAAACGAUCGAACUGAAAGCUUUGGAGAAGUUCAACGAUUUGGAUCCUCUGUGCUCGGCAUGGAGUCCCAAAGGAAAGCAAAUCGUCGUGGGAUGUAAGAACGGCAGUUUAGUACAAUUCAAACCUGAUUUAAAAGUAGCAAGGACGAUUCCCGGCCCAAAUCCGUACAUCGGAGAGAUUAUUAGUAUUCUAUGGAUCAGCAACUAUCAAUUUUGCGCUGCUUAUCUAGACAAAGAAAAGGGAGUCAACGUUCUUAUAAUCGACGCUCCCAAAGGUGAAACGACCGGCAGUUUCACUUCGUACGAAGAUAUUACUUACGGCGUGUCGGAAGGAGGAGCUAUUCAAUAUUAUUUCGAUCAUGUGCCAGAAUGGGGCUUAAUCAUUGCCGCUAGUAGUACCAGUAGCGAGGUAGCUGUACUGGGAUCGGCGGACAAGGGCGUUACUUGGCAUCAGUGGCAACUGGUGGACAGCGGCAGAGCAGAAUUGCCGUUGAUCUGUACUACGGAGAGCUAUCCAGUAGGUUUGGCCAUCGACAAGUCUCCCGUUAACAGACUACCCUGGGGCGCUGAUUCUACUUUACCUCACCCGGUCCCUAUUCUUCACAUUCUUGCCACAUCUGGGCAACUGUGUAGCUUUCACAUGGUAAACUUGUUCCCGAAUUGUCCCCCCAUCAAUUGCCCGCCUACCGAGAUUGUAUCACCUCCUUCGCAUGCCCAACCGCUAAACGUUCCUCAGGAAACGUCCAUGAUCAUGAACAGAUUUGUAACCAGCACCCCGUUACCCGGGCAACCGCAGAAUGUUCCCGAGCGAAGGCCCGUGCCGGCAGGAAAUAUUUUUGAUAAAUUUCUUCAAGGGAACGACGGGUUCUUCGCUCAGCCGCCGGCCGAAAAGCCAAAGCAGCAGGAACAGAAACUCGAGAGCCUCGGCAUGGAGAUGAAACUGGAAUCGGCGAGAGAGACCCAACCCCAAGAGACCGUGAAACAGGACUUUAAAUCGACGCCGAUCAAAGACACUGUGCCGCAAGCAAUCGUGGAGGAAGAACCGACUGUGGAAGAUGACGCUAAAUACAAUCGGGCGUACAUAGAGGAGCAUAAUUUAUUUGAGAAGGAACUGGAAGGGAUGCGGAACAGACUGGGACCGCAAACGUGGGAGUGCGGGACGGAAGAGGAAUGUCAAAGGCUCGGAGAUACCUCCACCGUACAUCAGUUUCUGCAAGAAUUGAAAGAGAUAACUAACAGUUUGUCCAGCGACAUCGCGUAUUUAAAGGCGCUUCUGUUGCAGUCGUUCGCCUGGGUCGAGGAGACGAAGUCGAAGAACGCUGCAUCCAAUGACAUUACGAGAAGCUGCGGCGAUAACAACAAAGUAUCCGACUUACAAAAGCUUUAUUAUUACACUCAGACGCAGCUGACUCAAGCUAGCCGAACGCUAGAUUUGAACUGGUCGAAUCAGAAGUCUCAAGAAAUAUUACGGAUGAAAAUUCCUCAUUUAGAGUUCAUCUAUCAGAAUCUUAUAUUGCACAGUAAAAUAAUUCAAGAGGAGCGAAGCAAAUUGGAGCACUUUAAGAAACAGUGGAAAGCCAUCAGCCGUAACAACAGUAUCUUCGGUUUGAAUCGUUCGUUUUCAAAUAUAAGCAUCGCACCGAACAAAUCUUCGACUGUUCUCCCGAGAAACGCUGGGAUCAUAGAAGCACGCUGCAAAACGAUCGCAUUGAAGACUUUGAGCUUUACUGACAAGAAACGGAACAAAUUGAGAGAGCAUUUAUCCGCUUCUACUCCUCAAGUUGUCAAGCCCGUCAAUCCGUCGUCCGUUCACGAUCGUUUGGAGAAGACGUUGACCUCGUUAGAUCUGCGCACUACCACUGUACCCGUCGUUACUAAAAAUAAGGGUCAACCCGUUCCGAAGCAAACUACGAUUGCUAAAGAGCAGCCUACUGAAAAACCGAAGCAGCAAAGCCCAUUGGCUUCCUUGAACAGCAUUGUUGCGAGAAUCGGUGCCAGCGAAACCACCGGCGUCCUGUCGCAGAAUAAACCUCAAACUAAACAACCCAGCUUUAACAUCAGUUUCCCGCCGGUAUCCGGAAAUAAACCUGUACAAUCGGACAACAAACAAUCGAGUGUACAAGCAGCUACCACAACGUCUCAGACCGUAAAACCGAAACAAGACAUUGUUCCAUUUAAUCAAGUCAGCGGUCUAUCGACCAGCUCGGUGAAAUCUUUCCCUAGAGUCGAGAAUGUCACGUUCGGUGCACCGGUGCAAAAGCCUGCGGAAGUUACUACUCCGAAGCCUGUACUAAAAGACUCUACCAUGAAGACCGGAAAGGAAACUCCUUCGAGUACCGAUUUCAAAGUAGAAAACAAUGUGUUCGGUACGAUCAGUUCGUUGAAAGACGCAUUGUCGUCGGAGAACACGUCGGAGAAAGUGCGAACAAGCGCUGGUUUAAACUUUGGAAUGGCUAUACCUCCAACGACGACCAAAAGCGAUGCGAUGUCCACGUUCAGUUUCGCCAGUCCUACUACCAAUGUCGCGCCAGCGAAGAGCAAUCCACAAAGUACAUUCGUCGCGCCUCAGACGACUAGCGCGCAGACAUUUUCCUUCGCUUCGAAGCUUCCGGUCACCGCUACCGCGUUUAACUUAAAAAUGACACCGUCGACGACAUCGGCUCCACAGACGCAGGCGUCUCCGUUAAAUUUAGGGGGAUUGUUAUCCGGACUUCAAACACCCAAUCAAGAAUCUCCUGUGUCCAGCGGUAGCGGUCUCAGCCCUAACUACAAACCAACGUUCGGACAACCCGGUUUUCAAAUGUUGUUAGGACAAACGACGAGUAUCAACCAAAUUUCCAUCUCAAAAGUAAGCGAACCUCCUCCCAAGGAGACGAUGACGACUACUCCUUCGAUCACCAUCGAGAAAGUAGCAGUCACCAAACCAAAGACUGCUAGCAUUCCGACGAGCCCUGUGCAAACCUCGGCCACGUCUAUUCCUCCCGUUCCUCUAUUCGGCGGUCAAACGAAUGCGUCGAACAUUUCUGUAUUCGGAGGAAUGUCGAGUUCUCUUCCGACCACGUCGACGUUUACCGUUACUACCACUACGCCUGCCGUUCAACCGACGACCACUUCGUCCGUGUCCCUGUUCAGCAGCUUCGGUACCACGUCAGUGUCGAGUCCAAACGCGAAUACUUCGCUGACCACGGGUCCCGGCACGGUGUCACCUUUCCAAGCUUCGUUAUCGAAGCCAACCUUCGGCGAAGCUGUGAGCGCAUCUGCGGCAAGCUCCGUGAACACCACCACCGCCACGGCUUCGUCCACCCUUACCUUCGGCAGUAUCGCGGCAGCCUCGGUUUCCCCAGUGUUCGGGAAGCCGGCUUCUCCUAUGAACACUCAGUUCCAAAACGCAACGACAGUAUCCACGACAGCUAACGCGUUUGGCAAAGUCACCAGUCCUACCCCUACGUUCAAGCCUUUCGGAAGUCCAUCGCAGACCGGUUCUAUAUUCGGUCAGAUGCCACCGACUUCGAGUACCGGCGCGAUCUUCAGCGGAAACAAUAAUACCAGCUCGAUCUUCGGCGGAAAUGCUCAGCCGACUGCUGCGAAUUCCAUCUUCGGAGGAAAUGUUAAUACGAUGAGCACGUUCGGAUCGCCGCAAAAGUCUAUGUUUGACAGCAACGCGCAGAAAUCCGAUUCGAUAUUCGGCUCGCCGUCGAACGCCGGAGGUACGUCUUUCUUCGGCGGUGCGGCGAAUAACGUGGCCUCGGGAUUGUCUCCGACCGGGUCUUCGUCCGUGUUUGGCGGUGCUGCGAUCAACGCCUCGCCGAUCGGCGUUGAGCAGCCCGCGAUGGGGCAACAAACGGGGUUCGGGCAAGCGUCUGGAUUCGGUGAAAAGCCGAUAUUCGGAUCGGCGCCGACGUUCGGCGCUCAGAAGCCGGUAUUCGGUGGAGGUUUCGGAGCAACCGCGUUCGCAGCGAGCCCUGCGCCUCCAGCAUUCGGAAAUCCACCAACGCUGGGAGGAACGCCGGCACCGAUCGACAACAACAUGUCGAAAGUCUUCGGGAGUGUGCCUGGUAGUAAUACGUUCGAAUCUUUAGCGAGUCAACCUGACGGGCUCAGCUUCAGUAGUCUGGCACAAAAGACUGCAGAAACGCAAAAGUCUCCAGUAUUCAACAGUAGCAGCUCUUUCUCCGCCUGGCGGUAAUCGACGGACAUCUGUAGAUACACUGAAACCGCGUUAUUUUUAUACGAAAAUAGAAAAUAGAAGGGAAGAUUAUCUGUCUGUGUCCUUGUCAAUCCGUUUAGACCGUGUAUUCGUAGUUACUUUUUAUGAAGUAGAUCGAACGUCAUCGAUUAUAAUUGUAUCAUACAUGGACAGAGCGAUUUAGCAACGGUUUGACUUUACUCUACAAUAAAAGAAAUCUUUACAAAA